This is a messenger RNA of Tripterygium wilfordii, 921 nucleotides long. RefSeq lists its product as uncharacterized. Lineage: Eukaryota; Viridiplantae; Streptophyta; Magnoliopsida; Celastrales; Celastraceae. The record is from RefSeq and is a predicted model, not a curated record. Bases 1 to 921 code for a protein of 306 amino acids. The transcript has 2 exons. Gene Ontology annotation, molecular function: nucleic acid binding.
AUGGAAGUACUAAGACAAGUACAUGAAGGAUUGUGUGGGGCUCAUCAAGCUGGAAUCAAGAUGCCGUGGUUGAUAAGACGACAUGGUUUUUUCUGGCCAAUCAUCCUGAAAGAUUGCAUCAGAUAUGCAAAGGGUUGCAAGCAAUGUCCGCGUUUUGGAAGCAUUCAGAGAAUUCCACCGAUUGACAUCCAUCCGAUUGUCAAGCCAUGGCCAUUUCGAGGAUGGGCCAUUGACAUAAUUGGUAAGAUCUAUCCCACUUCUUUUAAAAAUCAUGGGUUCUUAUUGGUUGCGACAGAUUAUUUCACGAAAUGGGCCAACGGUCAAGCCGAGACAAGCAACAAGGUCAUCAUCAGCAUGCUGGAGAAGAUGAUGGACGAUAAUUCUAGAGUGUGGCACAAGAUUCUCCCAGAAGUCUUGUGGGCGUACAGAAUAAAAAAACGGUCAAGUACUAACACAAGUUCAUUUCAUUUGACUUAUGGACAUGAUGCCAUACUUCCAAUGGAGAUUGUCAUUCCUUCUCUAAGGGUGGCAAGACAAAACAGCUUGACCGUAGAGGAUUAUUCAGAGGCAAUGGUGAUGGAAUUGGAGAAAGUAGAGGAAGAUCGCAUUCAGGCUUUCAAUAGAAUGUUGGUUCAGAAGAAGAAGAUUUCUAGAGCUUACAAUACAUGGGUAAAGAAGAAGACCUUUCGUGAAGGUCAGUUAGUAUGGAAGGCUAUCUUACCAUUGGGUACCAAAGAUCGAGAGUUCAGUAAAUGGUCACCUAAUUGGGAGGGACCUUUCAAGGUUCACAAAGUAUUGAAAGGAAACUCAUAUUGGCUCUGCAGUCUAGAGGGUCAACCACACAGAAAAUUUAUCAAUAGCAAAUAUCUCAGAGAAUACUUUCCCACUAUUUGGGAAAGGAAUCCUUCUGUACAAAGAUGA